AUGUUUGAGUUGAUCCCUAACUCAUAAAAAUUGUUAUGGUUUCCUUGUUGUUCUGCUACUUUUAACUUAAUUGAAUUAUUAAAAUUGAAAAUUGAGAAAGGACGGCCGCAAGAGUAUGGGGGAAGAAUCGCCGAUGAACGACUACGAAGGAGGCCUUGGAGGCGGAGGAGACGACGACGACGAGGUCCAGGAAUGGGAAGCUGGACUGCCCAGUGCAGACGAUCUCACACCCUUAUCUCAGUCUCUGAUCCCUAUGGAGCUCGCCUUGGCUUUUAGUAUAUCCCCAGAGCCCUGUCGAAGCGUGCUCGAUGUGAAUCGCGCCUCGCAGAAUACUCUAUCCAGCCUCUGCCGCCAGUCUCAGCCUUUAUCCUCCAGCCACCUAGGGUCUUUACCUUCCUUCGCCGAUGGCCCAAGUCAUGACCCUUUGGUCGUUGAAGGUGACGAAAAUGAACCUGAGAGUGCCACUCACGACAGCUCCGAUGCUCGUAAAGUAAGGAGACUCGACACCGCUGAAGAGUCAGAUUCGGCUUUGCCAAACGAUAAUUCUAACAAUAAUAAUGACGAUCAGUCUGCUCGGACCUUGAAAAGGCCCCGAUUAGUGUGGACUCCGCAGCUUCACAAGCGAUUCGUCGAUGUUGUCGCGCAUCUGGGUAUUAAGAACGCCGUGCCCAAGACCAUCAUGCAACUCAUGAACGUGGAGGGUCUAACCCGAGAGAACGUCGCCAGCCAUCUCCAGAAGUAUCGUUUGUACCUGAAGAGGCUGCAAGGCUUGUCCAACGAGGGCCCCUCUUCUUUGGAUCAUCUCUUCGCAUCAUCCCCUGUGCCUCCUCCGAUGCCAUAUCCUGCGCCUUUGCUGCCAAUGCCGGUACUUGGUGUCGCCCAUGGUCAUGGCCAUACGAGGAUGCCCGUCGGUAAUCCACCAGCCCCUCCUCCUACCUAUCAUGGCUUCGACUCGCAUCAUUCCUAUAACAACAUGUUUCGUGAGCGGCAGCAGCAGCGAGAUUGA
This is a messenger RNA of Telopea speciosissima, 1006 nucleotides long. RefSeq names its product transcription factor PCL1-like. The record is from RefSeq and is a predicted model, not a curated record. The transcript has 2 exons. Gene Ontology annotation, cellular component: nucleus. The coding region runs from base 116 to 1006 and encodes 296 amino acids. NCBI's taxonomy places the organism in Eukaryota, Viridiplantae, Streptophyta, Magnoliopsida, Proteales, Proteaceae. Gene Ontology annotation, biological process: regulation of DNA-templated transcription. Gene Ontology annotation, molecular function: DNA binding; DNA-binding transcription factor activity.